GCCAUCAACAUCAUGAAUAAGGGCAAGUUCUUCCUGACUAGCCAAGAGCCGCUCCUGAGUCACGCCAUCAUGGGAUUCAGCCCUCCUGGAAGCGAAUGGACAAUGUCACUGCUGCAUCUGUCAUCGAUGCAGUUUGGCGACGCAGGUCGAGGCCCAGGUAUACAGGGCAAGAUGCCAUUCGCGUUGGACACGUCGUUCGAGGGGGAAUACAGAUGGCGGAAGUCUUCCCAAGGCCACCAAGCUACGGAGCCAUCGUUCUUCGACAGGGCACCCAACCUUGUUACGCCGAUGAAGACGUAGAGUAUCUUCAGCAAGUCGCACGCCGCGCCAAGGAGAGGUGGAAGAAGAGAGGCACCGAGAAGUGAUGCGCUCACUGUGGAGAUGCUAAGCCGAAGCUCAAGUGUGGUGGACGCGGUGAUGUCUGGUCAUGCGAUAGGGAGCCUCAUAAGAAUGUUUGGCCCUCCACAAGGGAUACUGCAACAAGGGAUACUGCAACAAGGAACCUGUCGGUAUCUCCGUGGAAGAGAUGGAGAUGCUCCUAGAGUUUGGGCAAUCACCCGAGGACCGCGCAAAGCCGUCGAAGAAGUCAACAUCUAAGGGUAGUCAAGUACGUAACAAGCGAAUGGAAUG
This is a messenger RNA of Macroventuria anomochaeta, 630 nucleotides long. RefSeq lists its product as uncharacterized. The record is from RefSeq and is a predicted model, not a curated record. Bases 13 to 300 code for a protein of 95 amino acids. NCBI's taxonomy places the organism in Eukaryota, Fungi, Ascomycota, Dothideomycetes, Pleosporales, Didymellaceae. The transcript has a single exon.